UAGCUCAACACUUUUCUGUGCUUGACAAGAGCUUAGUCUGAAUGAAAGGACAAGUUGGUCCUGUGUUAUGAAUCAGGACACAACACCAUCAGUAACAUUUUACUUAUUAGAACUCUGUGAGAGUGGGAUCGAAUAAACAGAAGCAAAGCAGGGACCCUUUCCUGACUAGUCUGCUUUCAAAGGAAGCAGCAUGGAAGCCUUUGCCAAGUUUGACUUUGAUGCUUCUGGAGAGGACGAACUGAGUUUCCAGGCUGGGGAUGUUCUGAAGAUCUUAAGCUCUCAGAGAAAUUGGUACAGGGCAGAGCUGAAGGGUAUUGAAGGAUAUGUUCCAAAGAAUUUCAUAGAGCUCCACACUCCCAGCUGGUUCCAUGAAGGAGUAUCCCGGCACGAGGCUGAAAAUAUGCUCCGGGACAAGGCAGUCGGCUCUUUCAUCGUCCGAGCUAGUCAGAACUCCCCAGGCGACUUCUCCAUCUCUGUCAGGCAUGAAGAGGAUGCCCAGCACUUUAAAGUGAUGAAGGACACAAAAGGCUUCUACUUUUUGUGGAGUGAGAAGUUCGAGUCACUAAAUAAGCUUGUGGAGUUCUACAGGACUACCUCCAUCUCCAGACACACGCAGAUAUUCCUAAAGGAUGACACUCAGAAAGAGGAGCAGGAUAUGGGUGCUAGGAGUUUGGCCAAAAGGACACAGGAAGUGCUUCACCUAAGCGGAGCUCCUACAAAAGAAGCAGAGGCAGCCGGGCACAAGAAAGCCGGAGAUCGGUUUUCAUCUCGGCAACCAAAGCAGGACAGACGUGGAUGGAGUCUUGAAACUCAGGAGGGACCUCAAGGCCAAAGAGAAGCAGGAGAAGGGAGUGGACCAUCUAUGUUCCGGAGACACACGGAUCCUGCGCAGCAACAACAGCGAUCACGAUGGGCCCGUGCCAUAUAUGACUUUGAGGCAAUGGAGCAUGAUGAGCUGGGAUUCUGCAGUGGCGAUAUCAUAGAAGUCCUGGACAACUCCCAUGCUUCUUGGUGGAAAGGCUGUUUGCAUGGGAAAUUUGGUCUCUUUCCUGCCAACUAUGUGGCACCUAUGACAUAGUGUGUCUGCAUUGUUUGGGCUGUGUGUGUGUUUUAAUGAGCACACUCCAUCUUGUCAAUAGCAACAGAAACCUCCAUCAUGUGCCUGGGUGACACUCACACAGUUUUCACAAUCGUAACCUUUUAGCUAUUGAGUAAUUGAUAUUAAAAUAAUCUAUUGAAAGAGGAAAGCCGAUCUUUUUGCACAUAAUGGCAGCAAGAGCCAGAGAUAAUCUAAAAGACCUUUUUACCUUAUUAAUAGAUCUGAGUUAACAUACAUCAUGCCUUUAGUGACUAUCUCUCAGGAAAUUCCUCAAAGAGGCCUUGAAGUACUCCUCAAGCAAGAUUGCAGGCUACGCUGCCUUCAUGUCCUUAAGACUGCCACAGUUGAAGAUUAAACUUUUCAUAACUCUUGGGUAUGAUUCUAUCUUCUAAGGGUACAUACGGAUAUACAACAUUUGAGCACACUGUGGAAGCACACUCAUGGUAUUUUGUUCUCAAGCAUACGUUAUCUUUCCUGGAUCAAGUUCAGAAAAAACUAGUUCUGCAGCAGAAAUGGACUCUGCAAGGUCUGACUGCAGGAACCAGGGAAAUCACAAAGCCUCCCCAAAGCAGUUUUUGAAUUAUUAUAAAAUUAGUUGUGAGACUUUUAAAAAAAUUGGUAGUUCAAUGUAUGUUUAAUUUUGUAAAUGUACAUGCAGUGCUUUAAAAAUAAGAAAUCGGCCGGCUUACUUGAAGCGUGGGAGGAGGAGAAAAACAAUCAACUGAAGCAGCAUUCAGUUUGCUAUUUGGUAUGUCUUUUAUUUGCAUUCUGAACAAAGGAGGAAGCUGGGCUUGCCCCACUGGGGAAAAUGUCCGGCAACUCCUUUUCUUGGUAUGUGUUUACAUAGCCUAAUUCCCUUUUACUGUAAAGUUUAAAGAUUUCCCUUGUAUGAAAGAUUUGCUGUAUUGUUAUAUAAUUAGGCCAGGGCCCAAGUGUGGCAAUAGCGGCGGUGCAACUGCACUUUGCCAUGCUUGAGGGUGGAGGGGGCUUGGGCUGGGCUGCAAGCUUAGUACCAUGAGGGGGAAACUGAAGCUAAAUUGUAGAUAAUGCUCAAAGAUGUCCACGCAAACCUAUUUCCCUGUAUCUAUAUGAGAUGUUCAAAUCUUAUAAAAACCUGGGAGAUUUUUCUGGAGCAAGGCCUUUGUUGUCAGCUUUUCCAAAACCAAAGAGUGGGGAGGAGAGAGCCCAUAUUUCACGUUUGAACUUGCCUCUGACAAAUUAUGUUGGAAUACUAAUUUAUGCUGCCCUUCAAGACACUGUAGAAGAGGGGCCUCUUCAUUCAACCACCAAUCACCUACCUGAGAACAUUGUGAAUUUGUAUCUCGAAACUGUAGCUGUGACAUGUGAUAUCACACAGCAGUUUGUCAGCCUAGAAACAAUGCAUUUGCGCAAGUUGUGCAAAUUGCACCACACAAGAUUAAGCCCAUUGGAAAUAAAGGACUUGCUCUUGUGUGAUGCAGCCUAUGCAAAUGCAGCGUUGUUAGACUCUUGUGCAGUACAUGAGGCUGUUUUUAAUUUUGAUUGGAUUCAAGCUUCCCUAGGGCUAGUUAUGGAAUAAAGAAAAGGGCCCUGGAUCAGAAGCUGAAUUCUACAGCUUCUCUGCCCCAGUUGACAGCAGAAGCCCUACAUCUUCAGAAGGCUUUGAAUUGUGGCUAUUGAUGUGCAUAAUCUCCAGUCACUUAUCAUGUGGAACCAUGUAUAGGGCAUAUCCAUGCUGCAAAUUUAUAUUGUUUCCCCAUAGAUCUUGGGAACUGUAGAGUGUUGUAGGGAAUUAUAGAUAAGCAUUCUGCAAAUUCUACAAUUUGAAUUCUACAGAGGGAUUGAUUAUUAAACCAGUUUACGUCUGUGGGGUACAUGUGCCCAAAGUCUCCUUCCAUGUCUAAGCAAGUGUAUAUGACACUGUAAGAUGAGUGCUUGCAGGCCUUGCAAUAUUGUGUGGCAAGUAUUUAGUGUCUUUAUUUAUUGGUGAUAGACAUGCAGAUGUUCUCAUAGGCUGCUAAUAUGUUCUAGGACACAUGCUAGAUUAUAAAUGGGUUGAAGAAUGGGGGUGAUUCUGUACAAACACUGCACUUGCCAUAUGGUGAACACAAGAGCCCUAUUCAGACAUUAUGAUGAACCCUUGUAUGAGUGUACAGUAUACACAAGUACAGAUCUGUACACUAGUGCAGUUAUUCAUACAUUAUGUUGAACACAGGUGCAACAGUACACUUCCUAUCUGUACCAUGCAUUUCCAGGCCCUAUACCUAGGCUCACUUUUAAGAUGAAUGCAGGUACAGUCAUUCACACAAAAACAUGUAUGAAUGUACAGAUAUCUGUACACUCAUGUAACAUAAUGUCUGAACACAGCUAAAGCCUUCAAGUCUUUUAACAAUCCAGAUUCCAAAAAUGUGCUCCUCUGGCUCUCUCUCAUCUUUAGCAUCUUGUAGCAAUUGGGUGAUGAUAAUCCAGCUGUUCCUCAGCAGCCACAGCUUUGACCUUUUGUUGUGCAGGAAAACUGCAUUCUUGCUGCCAGAGAGGGUUCUAGUUCUCUGUUAUUUUUAUCUGUGAGAAAUACCCCAGCAGGGGCUACUCUGUCAUCCUGAGAAUGUAUAAAAUUAUGCUCAUUAAACAUUUAUUGUGUCUUUA
Messenger RNA from Hemicordylus capensis (graceful crag lizard), 3724 nucleotides. RefSeq names its product GRB2 related adaptor protein 2 (gene GRAP2). The coding region runs from base 191 to 1078 and encodes 295 amino acids. Gene Ontology annotation, molecular function: protein binding. Lineage: Eukaryota; Metazoa; Chordata; Lepidosauria; Squamata; Cordylidae. The transcript is spliced from 8 exons. The record is from RefSeq and is a predicted model, not a curated record.